AUGUCUACCGCCGCAGGUACUCCCCCCCCCCCCCCCGGAUACGGUUCGGGCCCGCAUUACGGCUAUUAUGCCGACAAGUCGGACUAUCGCCGCGCCCUGGGCGAAUACUUAGUGGAGGGUAAUUCCUCCGACGAGGAGUUCGCACCUCCGGAGGAGCGCAACGUCUACAUCCUGGUUGAGGCCCGCCCUAAGGUUGGAACCGUACCGGGCGCUCGCGCCGUCCUCUCGCCCGAAUUUCUAGCCCUAGGCCGGGUUUGGGCUCGCACCCUGGCCCUAGCCGAGAUAGAGCCCGCCCCCGUACGCCCUGCCUACACCCUCGCCCCCGUACCGGGUGUUGUCUCCCCCCCCGCCGCUGCCGACGACGACAACCCGAACCGCGCCCUCGUCCUCGCCGCUAACGCCUUAACCCCGACUCGGGCUAGUGGCCGUUCCGGUAGCGUACCGAGCGCGCAGCUCGGCGUAUUUGCUUAG
Drechmeria coniospora is the source of this 471-nucleotide messenger RNA. RefSeq lists its product as uncharacterized. Lineage: Eukaryota; Fungi; Ascomycota; Sordariomycetes; Hypocreales; Ophiocordycipitaceae. Bases 1 to 471 code for a protein of 156 amino acids. The record is from RefSeq and is a predicted model, not a curated record. The transcript has 2 exons.